Molecule: messenger RNA, 1621 nt
Organism: Tetranychus urticae (two-spotted spider mite)
Lineage: Eukaryota; Metazoa; Arthropoda; Arachnida; Trombidiformes; Tetranychidae
Source: RefSeq, a predicted model, not a curated record
AAUUAGAGUUAGUUUAAGUAUCGAUUAACACCAAGUGAAUCUUUGUUUCAAGAGUAUUUAUCCAAUUAUCUCGUUGAUCCAUCUUAACUCUGUGUAUAUUCCGUAAUGAAGCUUUUGUACUCGCUAUUAUGGGCCGGAUGGCUAUCCCUGGUUGUCCAAUGUUCAGCUGACGAUGAUAGUGGUAAUGUUGACCAGGCUGAUCCAGGUAAAUCUAAAGAGGAAAGAGAGUCAAAGGAAAUGGAAGCUUUUAUGAAAUUAAUGAUUAAAAGUAGUCAAAAACAUUUAAAACGUAUGAUUGAGACGCUUGAUAUUGGAUCAAUUGCUGGUACCAAAUGUAACUCUUCUUGGCAUCAGUUUAUGGCUGAGAACGAAUUAAGUCCCGAAAGAUUUUCAACCAUCAUGGAAGAUUACAAAUCUGGAAAUCAUGAAAAAAUAAUCAAACUUGUGAGACCAGAGCAAUGUUUGACCAAUCAAAAUGGCCAAUUUUGUCAAGUCGACCAUUUAACCAAUAUAACCAUGAAAUCCAAGUCAAGAGUUUUUGAUGUCACAUAUGCCCUGUGUUACCCUAGAGGCUGCUCAACUGAAGAUUUGAAUUCAAUCAUGUCUACGAUAACAGACUCUUAUAAAGGAUCGAUGUUUAAAGUCAAGUUAAAUAUCGUUAAAUGUAUAACCUCAAUGGAUAAUGUGACAAAAAUGGAGAUUGAAACAGCCCAGAAAAUGAUGGCCAAAAUAGCGAGUAGCUCCAAUCAAACCAUGGACUUUUCUUCAUUCAAGUUACCUGGUUCAACAUCGAUGUUUAAUCAACCCAUGCCAAGUGCAACCAAUUUACCCAAAUUUCCAUUGAAUAUGCCACAAGAGAUUCCCGUAUUUUCCUUUGAUCCCAACUUCUCAAACCAAUUUUCAACAUCCAAGCCUCCUUCAUCUUAUCAACCCAUUCUUCCUCCUCCUCUUCUUCAACCGCCCCCUUCAAAAUCACCGUCCUCUUCCACCUCCUCACCACUGCCUUCAACUAUAAAUGACCCUUUUAUAACGAAGCCAUCAACAGGAGAAGCAGUUCUAGAGAAACCAGCUCCAUCACCAGUAAUUACACCUCACUCCGCAUUCAAAUGGCCAGAAAAUGAACCAGAUGAAACCGAAGGAGCAAAUCCACUUCAUUUCCCUGAAAUCUUCUACUCAGACGAAACAACUGAAUCUAAACCACCAACAACCUCCAGUCCAUUGGAUAUCACACGAUAUGAUGAAACACAACUACGUAAAAUGAUUCCUGGCUUAAUAUUACCCGGCGAGGUAAACACACCAACAUAAAGAUCCAGCAAUGGUUAACAUGGCACAUAAACUCAUUAUUUUUCACCCAUUUUUCUGAUGAAACGCAAUCUGUCCAGGAUGGCAAAGGCAAACCUCGCUAGUUGAUAUUGCAAGCCAAUACGUUGAUGAGGAAACCAACAAGUUUUAAUACCAUAUUACAAUAGACAAGGAAAAGAGGAGAAAUAAUGAAAUUGACUAACAAGAAAAGCGAUUAAACCAUUUUGACGAGUUGUAAUUAACGCACCUUUUAUUACCCUGAUUGUACCUAAGAUUAUCUGAGUUGCUCAGGUAAAGAAAGUAAAUUAUUUUACAAUUA